CAAGACCAAGUGACAUUUUGCGGGCCGUUUAGUUGUCGCCUUUUUUCUUUUAAUUUGAAAACUUUUUUACGUUUUUUGUUUGUUUAUUGUUUUUUCUUCCGGUUUCUCGGUUUUUUCGGUUGUUUUAUUUCAUUUUGUUUGUGUGUGGUGUGCAUUUUGAAAUUGUUAAUGAACUCAAUUAUAUAUUUGGGUGCUGUCCAAACGCCUCCGAGUUCGCAUUGCAAUUAAGCUUUCCGCCAGCUAAUCCACUCCAGAGCCUGUUCGACUUCUUUCACGGAAUUUACAACGAAAGGAAGUCCACAAAGAUGCAGUACACAAAGUGCAAAACGAUGCUGAUGCUGGCCGUACUAUCGUUAUCGCUAACGCUAUCGUUAUCGGCGCCCUCGCCCCAGCAGCUCAACACCGAGCUGGAGUCCACGCUCCAGGACAGCGGCUUCAGCAGCAGCGACCCGGACCUCAAUCCCAUCAAUGCAGAGGAGGUGUUGGGCGACGGCCAAGAGCGCAACAAAAGAAAACUACCCGAUGCGACAUUUGAGGCCAAGAAUGCCGUGCUCGGCUUCGUCUUUGGUAAAAUCGACAACUUCCUGGACACAAAGACGCGCGUGAUCGAGCAGCUGGACCGCGCCAAUAUCGAGAAGAACAAGCAGUGGGACAUCAAGUCGCCGGUGCCCAUCAAGGACUUCCAGACCCUGAUCACGGCCGUCGUCUCGCCCAAGAUCCGCUCGCUGGGCAACAUUGCCAAUGACAUCACCACUGGCGUCCUGACGACCAUCACCGCCUUCAGUGGCUCCUCGGCGGGCAAUGGCAAUGCCAAUGCCGGCCUGGGCAAUGUUGUCUCCAAGUUCUUGAGCUUCUCCGGCCCCAUACUGCAGGGCUCCUCGGGCGGUGUCAAUGGCAUUGGUGGUGCAACGACACCAUCGCCGGACUCUGACGAGGCGGGCUACUAAGCAGCACAUGGGAGUCACAGGCAGCGAGAGAGAGAGAGAGAGAGAGAGAGAGAGAGAGAGAGCAAUGAGCGCUAACUGGUUGAGCCUUGUAAUUUAUCGUUAUCCUUCGACCAAUACUUAGAUUCACUCACACUCCUGGAUGGCAUGGAAUGGAAUGGAAUGGAAUGCGGCGUGAAUGCGGAGCAAAAAUCUCGUGGAAUCUUGUCCCCCCCUCGCUCGAAUCGUUAUACCCCUAUACCUUUUUUGUUUUGUCACACCUUUUAGUUAAGCUCAACUUUACGCAUUGUUUCAUGUUUGUACAUACAUUCGGCAUAUAUAAAUACGAUUACUAUACGAUAUCAAUCAAAACCCACGACUCUAUGGCGAUCCAAAAUAAAUGAAUAAAAGGAAAAACAU
Drosophila obscura is the source of this 1343-nucleotide messenger RNA. RefSeq lists its product as uncharacterized. The transcript is spliced from 4 exons. The coding region runs from base 306 to 947 and encodes 213 amino acids. Lineage: Eukaryota; Metazoa; Arthropoda; Insecta; Diptera; Drosophilidae. The record is from RefSeq and is a predicted model, not a curated record.